CCCCGGUUGUGGCCGUGCGACUGUGACAGCAGGUGGUGCCAGCUGCCAGACGGAAGCCUGAAAAGCGUGCCUGUGGGAGUGUGCGAGUGUGCCUCUGGGGUUGUGUGUGUGUGUGUGUGUAUAUGUGUGCAUGCGUGUGCACUGCAGGCAGAGCAGCUCCCCGUUCCGGCUCCUAUUUUGCUUUCAGCAGCCCUCGGACGCAGCCAGCUCCCCUCGGUAGCCUCGUCCCUUCAAUACCGGCCACCGGCCCCAAGACGGCGAGGCCUCUGCUCCGGAUUGGCGUGAGUCCGGCCUGACUGAGCGGUGCAUGUAAACCACCGUCGCCGGGAUUUUCUCCAGGUCUGGGAAGGGAGUGAGGUUCCAGAAUGGUGAAGCUGGGGACUCACCUGAGUGACAAGAACAGCAAACGGCCUGCUGGGGUGGACGGCUUUCAGACGGUCCCUCUGAUCACCCCCUUGGAAGUCAAUCAUCUUCAGUUUCCUGCUCCAGAAAAGGUGAUAGUGAAAACAAGAACAGAAUACCAGCCCGACCAGAAGAACAAAGGAAAACUCCGGGUGCCGAAAAUUGCCGAAUUCACAGUCAGUUUUACCGAUGGAGUAACAGAAAGAUUAAAGGUUACCAUUCUCAUCAGUCUGGCUCUGGCCUUCCUCGCCUGCAUAGUGUUCCUGGUGGUAUACAAAGCCUUCACUUAUGAGCACAGUUGCCCAGAUGGAUUCGUUUAUAAGAAGCGCUGUAUCCCGGCCUCCCUGGCGGCCUAUUCGACAUCUCAGGGCUCCAGCUCCCGGAGCCGGCUCUACACCGUAAUCAGUCACUACAGCCUGGCCAAGCAGACCGGCGCGCGUGCCCUCUCGCCCUGGCUCUCCUCGGGAACCGUCAGCCACGCGGCCCGGGCGACUAAGGCAGAGGACCACUAGAUCCGCACCCCCAAGCCCCGUCUCCCCGCCUCCCUCCCCCCGCACCGUGGGACGGCCCCGUCGGAAAAGCGGGGCGCCACUUCCCGGGUGGCGCAGCCCUCGCCCGGCGACACAAAAGUAAAACCCCCAACUGAAGUGCAGGAGUGAUUUUCAAUCUGUUUACUUUUGUGCAUUGUCCUUGUUGAUUUGCAACCGAGUCCAGCUCUUGUACAAAGGCAUGUUCGAUGUUGGUCGUUACGAUGUAAAGAUAUUUUUUAAAUCAUUGCUCGAUGUUUGCUAGGAAAACUGGGGCUACCCCGCCGACUCCGGGCCACCAGAGGCGGGGAGGGGUGGGGGGGCUUUGCAGGGGAGGCCUCGUGGCAGAGCGGGACUGGAGGGCAGGGAAGCCCUCUGCUCUGCAGGCCCGGGGAAGCCACUAGAAGUACGGGCCGCCCAGAUUCAUCACUCCGCAAAUUCACAGGAGAAGAGGGGACUGGGAGAGACAGAUUCAGAUGGAGAGCGGAGGAGGGUUUCAGCAGCUGAAGUUUCGGAAGCCUCAGGAGGCCCUUGGGGGUUGCUGGCUUCCGAGGUGGGGAAGGGGAUGGGGCUUCAACCAAGAGCAGGGUCGACCGCACAAAUCCCAUGGGGAUCGAGGGGUGCAGGACCCAGAGGGCAACUAGGCAUGGGCUCUGAAGGUUUCCUGCCGGAGAGGAGCUCUACUCUGAGGACAGGACUCCUUCCCGACGAAAGCUCAGGAGAACUCAUUCCCGACACCGAGCGAGGGUGGAAAACUUGGCAUGUCCACUGAGGGGGCCACGGGGGAAGACCAGGAGUUAGGGAGCAAGAGGAGAGAAGGGGGAGAGUCACAGCCUUGCCUUGCAGUCAGCAUGUUCUGCCCAUCAGCGGUCUGGAAAGAAUAAUGUAGCUGAAAGUCUAGCGUCCAGCCUGCUGCCUGCUUUCCUCCCCGCCGCGAUCCACCUGCAAAUCCAUGCUGCGCUGGGAUUGUUAAAGGAAAGGCCCCCAGCCAACCACCCAAACCCGCUAAUUGUGUGCUGUGUUUUUGUCAGUAGGUAGAAGAGACUGAAGUAUCUUGGUGUUAUUCUUGCCCUUCUCUGGCAGGAACAAUAAAGCUGGAUGUGUCCGAGAGCACAGGAACA
This is a messenger RNA of Tachyglossus aculeatus (Australian echidna), 2050 nucleotides long. It is a transcript of the gene NSG2, whose product is annotated as neuronal vesicle trafficking associated 2. Bases 366 to 914 code for a protein of 182 amino acids. Lineage: Eukaryota; Metazoa; Chordata; Mammalia; Monotremata; Tachyglossidae. Gene Ontology annotation, cellular component: membrane; endosome. The record is from RefSeq and is a predicted model, not a curated record. Gene Ontology annotation, biological process: clathrin coat assembly; endosomal transport; G protein-coupled dopamine receptor signaling pathway. The transcript has 5 exons. Gene Ontology annotation, molecular function: clathrin light chain binding.